CCCUCAAGGCCCAAGGCUUUAUACCCCUUCAAAAUCCUCUGGAUACAAAAUAAAACUCGAAAUUCACUGCAAGUAUGGGGCCUUCACGAAUCUCAAAAGCUUUCCAAGGCUUGACGAUAACUGGCCUUGCAUCGGUCGGCGCAUUUUUCGUGUGGACAAAACACUGCCAUUUCACACCGGCCGAUCAAUUCACCCCAGCUACAGAGCCACUGUUCCAGAGUAGCUGGUACAAGAAGUUCAAUCCGCUACAGAACCCGACGACGCACGAUGAAUGUGUGCGACGGUUGCCACUGUUCAAGCUACGACCGGAGCUCGUCGAGGACGCCCAAAAAGGGGGGUCCAAACUGGUCGAAGCAUUCAGUCAAGGAAUCUGGGGAGGUCCUGGAUAUACCAUUCAAAGACUAUACUUGGAACGGAAAUGGCGAAACAACACUACGACCGCCCACCAGCUGUGGGAUCCUAAAGACCUCAAAUCCUCAACUUACGACAAAGGCACCGAGAUAACAGACCAUUUCGUCGUGCUAGACAAGACUCCCACGUCGAUACUCAUCCGGUGUGGAGACUCACCGUUGAACAAUCCAGACGCCAACAGACCGAGUGAUGGAUUAUUCGAGAUCAGUGCAACUACGGACUUUGAUAAGGGGUUUGCCGAGUUCAGGCUCAAGAGUAUCUUCUAUCAGGGUGAUCCUGAGAUCAAGGACAAGACGGCUGAACCAAUGCCGCCAACUAUGGCUUAUUUACACCAGCUAUACACGAAGUUGUGGAUGGAGAGCGCCAUGGGACACGUAAAACAAUGAUCUUAUGUCACAACAUAUUACUUAACGGUAUGUUAAGCGCAGACAGCUCUGGCUUAAUCAUCUCGAGUUGACUGAGCAAUAAUAUGAAAU
Messenger RNA from Exophiala oligosperma, 887 nucleotides. RefSeq lists its product as uncharacterized. Bases 75 to 797 code for a protein of 240 amino acids. Lineage: Eukaryota; Fungi; Ascomycota; Eurotiomycetes; Chaetothyriales; Herpotrichiellaceae. The transcript has 2 exons. The record is from RefSeq and is a predicted model, not a curated record.